Messenger RNA from Linum tenue, 3318 nucleotides. NCBI's taxonomy places the organism in Eukaryota, Viridiplantae, Streptophyta, Magnoliopsida, Malpighiales, Linaceae. The record is from the annotation of a GenBank genome assembly.
CUCACUGAUUAUAGACAUUAUUCCCUAUUUCUCUUCCCCGUUUCACAGACCACAACAGUCGUUUAUUAAUAUACAAUCCUUAUUCUCCGUCUUUACACAGCUUGUUUGCUUCUUCCUUCCUCUGCGGUUUUGGUUUUGUCCCUCUCUCUUUCUCUCUCUCUGCUCCAUCCCAUUAGAGAGAACCACCUUGGCUUGCUUCACCACCAAGUGUCCUUUUUAUUUUCCCCAGCUGAGCACUGGAGCUCUGAAUUUUCAACAGUUGUUGUCUUCUCUCUUUUUCUCCUCUUAUAUUAUUUACCCAUCUUAAGAACAUGGCUCUCCUGUUUCUUUUACCUUCCCUCUUCUUCACAUUUGGCGGACUCGUGACUCUGUGAACCCAUCUCGGUGGGGUUUUCUCUUUGUUGGUUAUCUUGUUGCACAAAUUGCCGGAAAUUUUUACUUAUAAAGCUCAAGACUUUCGCGGUGGGUUCUUCAUUAAUUUGUUAUUCCGUUGCAAAAGAGGCAAAGCAGGAAUCUUUGGGGCGAGUUAUCAAAUUUGGUUGAUUUGGGUCAUGGCAGUUUGCUGUGAUCUUGAAGUUGAUGUUAAUGGAGAAGAGUCCUUCAUGGUGGACAAGGUAAGGAAGAAGAACUUAAUCCAAUUCUGAGUUCCUUUUGUUACUUCUCUUUCUGCUACGAAUUUGUUCUGUUGGCUUCUAGGUUCAUGUUUAUGCUCAGGGGCGUUUGUACUGGAAAUCUGGUGGAUUCUAUCUUUGUGCUUGACAAAUGAUGUAUUUGAGUAACUCAAUGGCGGUUUAACAUCAAAUUCUCCAUCUCUUACUGUUCUGUAUUACUGUCAAUGAUGUCAAUUUGCUGAUAGUACCAGCACAACCGCCAUUAAAUCUCCAGACCCAACAUUACAGGCUUGUGUGGGGUACAUUAAUAGCCGUUUCUUGCACCUUCCCUUCUUCUAUUUUGGCCGCUUUCUUCCCUCCAUUGAUGUAGAGUGGUGAUGGUGGUUUUUGUGUGUACGAAUUCAUUCCCUUUCCCUCAUUUCCCCUUUCUCAUUUAUUGCUAUGUGGUUAUGAGGGAGGGGUGCCUUAAAUGUUCAUAUUGCCCUUUCCUUAUUUUCUUGUGUGCACCACUUUUGAGAAAGGACUAGAUGUUGAAGAAGAGUGAGAGACUGAGGGAAAGAGAGAGAGAGAGAGAGUUAAGUUGGUUUCCAAAGCCAUGGUAUUGCUGUUCAUUACCCUCAUAUGAAGAUUAUAUCUUCGUAUUCAGGAAGAUUAAGCAAGUUGUUUGGGAAAUCAACUGGUGGUACUAGGACUUUGAAGGUCAUAUUCAAUGAUUUUCCAGGAGGAGCUGAGGGCUUUGAGCUCAUGUUACGGUUCUGCUACAACAAUGGCAGAGUUGAUAUAAACCCUUCCAAUCUGUCCUUGCUGUACUCUGCUGCAAAGUUCAUGGAGAUGAGCAGUGAUUUUCCAUCUACAACUAGACCCAACUUAUUGGAACAAACUGAGAAAUCCCUUCAACAGAUAGGCUACUGGACUUGGUCUGAGCUUCUGGUCACCUUAAAGCAAUGCCAAGACUUGUCUAAUUCAUCAAGCAUUGUCGAGAAAUGUAUGGAUUCACUUAUUGGAAGGAUGGCUUUGUCUAGUGAAUCAAGUCCAUGUCCUUCCACUUCUUCACAAGAUAGCUCGGGGACAGUCCGGGUUUCAUGUGAUAGUCGAAGUACAGAGAGUCUCAAGACCUGCUUUGUUAGAGGAACAUGGUGGUUUGAGGAGAUAUCUGGUUUGAGUUUAAGUUUCAUUGAGAUGCUAAUCAAAGCAAUGGCUUCAAAGAAAUUUGAUCAUGGCACAAUUAGUAAGUUCCUCUUUUACUACCAGAAAUCCAAGUGCUACUCAACCUCAGGUGAUGAGAAGGUCAAGACGAUUGAGGUUGUUAUCGAUUUGCUUCACAUUCUUGAUUGGAGCUCCAUUCCUUGCAAGAGCUUAUUCGGUUUACUCAGAGUUGCUUUGAGUUUGAAUGUGAGCAAAUGUAGUAGGAAAAAGGUGGAGAACAUGAUAGGUUCCCAGUUGGAUCAAGCAACUCUGGACAAUCUAUUGAUUCCAUCUCCUCAUGGUGCCAACUCUCUGUAUGAUGUGAAUCUUGUUCUGAGAUUCUUGAAAUCGUUUCUCCAGGGCGGAAUUUACUCAAUUCGAUUGAAGAAGGUUGCGAGUUUGAUGGAUAUGUACAUUGCAGAAGUAGCUCCUGAUCCUAGCUUGAAACCAUCCAAGUUUCUUGCUUUGGCCAUGGCCUUGCCGGAUUCUGCUCGGGACUCGUACAAUGAGAUGUACCGUGCCAUAGACAUGUAUCUAGAGGCUCAUACUGGAUUAUCUAACGAGGAAAAGAUGAAGAUAUGCUGUGCACUGAACUAUGAGAAGGUGUCAGCAGAAGUAUGUAUGCACAUUUCUCAGAACAAGAAGUUCCCAUCAAGAACUGCUAUCCAAGCUCUCAUGUCUCAGCAAGUGAAGCUGAAGAACCUGCUCCAACCCACCAAUGCCACAACCUGCUUUGUGGAUUCACCUUGCAGUAGCUUGGGCGAACCAGAUCAAAAGGGGAACAAGGACGAACAGCAAAUUGUCCUCUAUGCUGCCAAGCUCGACUUCUCAGCCGAUAACGAGAGGCUCAGAGCACAUCUACAAGGCAUGCAAUGGAGGGUGAUGGAGUUGGAGAAAGUUUGCAGAAAGAUGCAGACACAAAUGACAAAGAUGAUGAAAUCUAAGACACCCAAUCGGAGCAGUUCGAGAUCCUUGCCAAAGCUAUGCUCUUGAUGUGGUGAAGCAAAAGAGAGGAUCAUACAUCAGGAUUCACAGAAUCCAUCCCUUUUGAAUCAUGACCAGUAUCUUUCAGUUGUAUAGAAGGAUAAAAAAAAUUGUUGUUUUUUUUUUCAAAUUUAUUUCCCACUUCCAUUGCUUUGUUGGGUUUGUAGCAAAGUCAUUUCUUCCUUUUCCUCUUUGUUCUUUAGGCUGCCAUAGUAAAAGGCAACUACUGAAUGGGACUUCUCUUUUGAAGCAGCAGAGGCUUGGGAUAUUGGCUGCUGUAUAGUAAAUUAAACCACAAUAGAUGAAAAGAGAAAGAAAAAAAGAGAGGAGCUUUUUGGCGGUGCAAUUGAAUUCCUUCUUGGGUUUUGUAGUUGGUCCCCAGAAUGUUAAGUCAAUAUCUGUUUUGCUGUAUGAAUUCCUGCAGUUUGUUGGGAUACUAAAGAGGCUGGAGAAGAAUGUGAAUUUAUCAGUUUCUUUGGUUUCUUCUGCAACACAAGGGCUCCCAAAAACUUGUGCCAUCAUUUUGAAAUAUUGUAGC